AUGCUAGGGGAUGAGGAUGAGAUGCAGACUGAACAAGUCUGUCCAAGAAACCCCCCCAACCUGCAUCCUGUUGAAGCCCCAUCUCCUGCCUGUUUAACCCCCAUGGAGAUCUUCAACUUCAACUCCUCCAUCCUCUACAUCCAAAAGCCAUCAAACAGUAAUAUUGAGGGUGGUGCCAUUACUGUGUAUGAGGGAUGUAAGGACAUGCCCGAGGUCCUGAUCUUUCAUAUGACUCUGCAGUUCAUCAACCUGUUCUUGGGGAUCCCCGCUAACCUGAUGGUGCUGUGGCUCCUGCACAAGAACAAGGGGGACUCUACCUCUACCUCUGACAUCUUCAUCCUCCACCUGGCCAUCCUGGAUACCUUCUUCUGCCUCAUCCCACCACUACAGCUGGCCAGCAUAGUCUUCCUCACCACCAGCAGCACCUGGUAUGUACUGCGCUUCUUCUAUGGGGUCAAAGACUCUUCGCCACUGUUCCUCUCCUGCAUCUGUCUGGACCGCUACAUGGCCGUCCUGCACCCCAUCACCUUCACCGAGCUGAAGGACCGAAGCCACCGCAUGGUGUGCGUUGCUGUGGUGUGGCUGGUCAUCCUGGCCUAUGCUGCAGCCAAGUGUGUGGGCAACAUCCCCAACUUCGAGAAGGCCUUCGUCGUCAUGCUCGUGGCAGCUUUUGCCUUCAUGCUCUUCUGCAAUGUGUCCAUCCUGCAUGCACUGCGGCAGUCGGGCCCUGCCCGUGACGAGAUGCACCCUGUCAAGAAAAGGGCCUUCAAAAUGGUGUCCAUCAUCCUGGCCAUCAUCAUCUUCAACUAUUUUCCUCCUGUUGCACUUUUCCCCUUUCAAGAGUACUUCUCCCCAGACGAGUUUGACUGCUAUGUCCACCCUGUGGCCUUUGGCUUCAUGGACGUCAGCAGCAGCAUUCAGCCCGUUCUCUACCUCUCCCGGGAGAAGAUUCCCAGUGUAUUUUGCUGCUGCCAAAUUCAAAUUACCCACCCAUUAUAG
Messenger RNA from Conger conger (European conger), 999 nucleotides. RefSeq names its product proteinase-activated receptor 3-like. The coding region runs from base 1 to 999 and encodes 332 amino acids. Lineage: Eukaryota; Metazoa; Chordata; Actinopteri; Anguilliformes; Congridae. The transcript is spliced from 3 exons. Gene Ontology annotation, biological process: positive regulation of Rho protein signal transduction; phospholipase C-activating G protein-coupled receptor signaling pathway. Gene Ontology annotation, cellular component: membrane. The record is from RefSeq and is a predicted model, not a curated record. Gene Ontology annotation, molecular function: G protein-coupled receptor activity.